AUGCGUUCACCAAUGAAAUGCAGAGCUGUAAACUAUGACGUCAACACGACAAAUUGCUAUUUGAUGUCUACUGCCAUGGCUGAUGUCGAAGCCAAUAUUGUUCAAGAUGAAUCGUUUGACUAUUACGAACCGGCAUGUUUCACGGAAACUCAUGACGAAGUCACUCAAAUCCUUUCUGCCGAUGAUAUUUUUCUUCUCCAUGAGCGAAAUAGAACACUCCGUCAGGAGUACCGUAACAUUCAGCAUUGGAAGAUUGACGAUUUGACUACGUGCUGGUUGUUAUGUUGCAAUGCCACCAAGUUCAUCUGUCGUGCGUUCUCAUAUUCGGAGUCAAUGCGAGAAUGCAUGCUGUCAUCAAGCAAAGUUGGAAUAGCCCAAGAUUACGAAAAGUUCACCCAGAAGAGUUCAGCAUUCAACCUUUACGUGCGACAUGGACAUGGAUCUGCUGGUUACGACCAUGCCACUACAAAAAGUCCGCCGCAUACCACUCAAGCGCCUUUCCCUACGUUGGUCCACGAUUCAGCGCUAAAACAAGCGAUUAGUAAAAAUGCGCUGGAGGAGCCUGUCUUCAGCUUCAGCAAUUCGCUCUUUGUCACAGAGACCAGUGUUCGGCGGACGUCUCCACGACCUCCCACGAAGGCCACCACAUCGUCAUUCAAAGGUCUUGUUCCUUCUUUGGAUCCUGAACUGCAGCAACUGACUGAUUCUGAGUCAAUCCCACGUUUGACUGCUUUGUCUGAGCACGUGGGUUACGUGCCACCCGAAGGCGUCAAGAAAUACACGGGCGCCAUUUAUGCAGCAGAACGUUUCGAACAAUGUCGAGUGUUCGUUCGAUCGUCAAGUCGAUUUGCGAUCUUCAUACCACGACCGCAACACAACACAUGGUGUAAUGCGCUUGAAAUAUCACACUAUUAUGUUAGAACAAGAAAUUCCAUUACACAGGACAACAUUGUCUCGGCUGUCAUAGUGAUGUCGAACGAUCGAGUCCUGCCUCACGACGUCACCACCAAAGAUGAUCUCUUCUUCCACGUCACCUGUAACUAUACUGCUACUACGGUCAACGAAGUUAGGCAAGGAAUCGUUGUCGGGUGA
This is a messenger RNA of Cooperia oncophora, 1092 nucleotides long. The record is from the annotation of a GenBank genome assembly. Lineage: Eukaryota; Metazoa; Nematoda; Chromadorea; Rhabditida; Trichostrongylidae.